Messenger RNA from Schistosoma spindalis, 7551 nucleotides. The record is from the annotation of a GenBank genome assembly. Lineage: Eukaryota; Metazoa; Platyhelminthes; Trematoda; Strigeidida; Schistosomatidae.
GUGUUUGACUAAGCUCAAGGUCACGGCGUGAUUCAGUGUGACUGUUAACCUUUUGACUGUCUGCUUGGGAGGAUUUCUGGAAUCCCUGCAGAUAGAUUUUUGAUCCCGUUUGUUGGGAAUAUAUUUGUUGAUUCUCAGGUAUCAAAUUCUUUGGUAUUGACUGUUUCUUUUAUUGUUUAGCGCACUACUUUGCGUUAGAGAAACUUCUGACUGUAUAGCACAGGCUGUACCGUUUGAGAACCGUAUAAUUUGAGCACAGAAUUUGUGUUUUGAUAUAAUUUAAUACGAGUGUCUCAAAAACGCUUGGCGUGCUAUACGGAAAAUCGUAGUCCGACCUAUUCGAAUACAAUUUGGUUCGUCAGCCCUACGUUCAGCCCGAAUACUGGUAGUUCGGUCGUAACAGUUCUCAAACGAACAGUAAUUACUGGUAACAAACACUUCAAUGCCUGGCAAGCGCAACAAGAUCAGCGGAAACAUGGUGUUGGGUCAUGAAGAAAUGCAGACAGAGGUGCCUCCUGAUAUACGGCAAGUCCCUUUUGAUACAUUUUCAUGUCAUGGCUCUAAUACUAGUUUAGUUAGUAGGCAUAGUAAAAUUAGCUCUAGCAUCACCCUUGCAGAGUUAAAAGAAAAGCAGUUGAAGGAAAGACAACUAAUAGAGAUUAGAGAGUUGAAAGAUAGACAGAGGAAGCAGCUUUUAUGCCUUCAGAGAGAGUUAGGGUCAUUAAGACUAAAGGAGAACGUGUGUAGUCAAGCAUCUUCUGCCUCCAACUGUGAUGACAGAGGACAGGAGUAUGUCCACAAUUUCUCAAGCCGUUCUCGUGACCUUAGAACCAAGUCCCCAGAACGGUCAAAACGGUUAGAGCAUUCAGGAACGAAGAAAAGGGAAGUGACCUUGGCAUCUCUAAGUGUGGGUCUUGAGCUUCCAAAGGUUGAACUAAGUACUUUUGAUGGUCAACCAGCCAAAUAUUGGAAAUUUGUCAGACAAUUUGAUUUAUACGUGGUAUCAAAGGUCGAAGACGAUGGUCAACGGCUCUUAUACUUGUUACAUUAUUGUAAAGGAAAAGCUCGAGAGGCCAUAGAAGAAUGCUUAAUGCUUCCGCCAUCAUCGGGUUAUCGUAGAGCAUGCGAUAUACUAAAACGAUUGUUUGGUAGAACACACGAAGUAAGCCGGGCUUUGCUAAAUACCUUGACUGAAGGUUCCAAUAUAGAACACAACGAUGGAGAAAGUCUAUCUAGGUUAGCGAUAAAGAUGGAAAAUUGUUCUAUAGCCUUAGAACAAAUGGAUUAUUCAGUGGAUCUCAACUCUGUAGUAACUAUAGAAAGUAUAGUGAAGAAAUUGCCCACGGCUUUACAGAUGAAAUGGGCCGAAACGGUCGGAAAGAUAACGGCAAAUGGUAGAGAGCCUACUUUCGCCGAGUUAACAGAAUUUGUAUCAUAUAGAGCAGAAAUUUUACUCAGCAGAUUCGGACAGAUUGCAACAGCUAGUAAACGGGUUGUAAGCAGGGUGGCCUGUUCCACACAAGGAUUGUCGUUCGGUAAAGUUGUUAGCAAGUCACCUUGUGUUAUAUGCGGAGAAAAUCAUAGGAUUGAUAAAUGCUCCCAUUUCUCUACAUUAGCAGUCAACGAUAAGUGGGCGAAAGCGAGAGAAAAAGGUUUGUGUUUUUGUUGUCUUAGAAGGGGACACAGAUCUGUGGAUUGUAAAGAUCGCGUUGUGUGUACUAUCGAAGAUUGCCGGGAUCGGCAUCACCCAUUGUUGCAUAAACCUAUUCAAGUUCAGGGUUGUUCGAGUGAGCGGUUGAAAGAAAGUCAUUGUGGGUACACAAAGUCACUAAAAGAGGAUGUUUUUCUUGGCUUAAUCCCUGUACGCCUUAGAGCUGGGGAUAAGGAAGUUUGUGGAUAUGCGUUUCUAGACAAUGGCUCCGAUACAACUUUAAUCAAAUCAAGUACCGUACGACUUUUAGGUUUGUCGUCAGACAGUACAUCGAUUACCAUCAAAACAGUGAACGGAAAUAAGUUAACAAGAUCGAUAACCAAAGCCUUUAAAGCCUACUCUUUAGGCGGAGACGAGUGUAUAUGUAUUGAACAAGCUGUUGUAGUAGACGAUUUGCCGGUGCAUAGGCCAAGAAUACCUGUGAAGGACAGUGCCAAAAAAUGGUCACAUCUUAUGGACUUACCUUGGUUAGAAUUGGUGGGUGGUGAAGUUAUGUUGCUUAUUGGUUGUGAUGUGCCUGAAGCGCAUUGGGCCCUGGACCAAAGGUUAGGUGAAAGAAAGAGUCCUUAUGCUGUUAGAACACUGCUAGGAUGGGUUCUUUUUGGACCAGCAGGUCACAACAAACAGGAGGAAAGGAUUGUAAAUCAUAUUUCUCAAAUUGAUGCCCCUGUAGAGCAUAGCUAUGAGUUAGCUGACGACUAUUCCUCUGACAAAUCAUUGUCUCUGAAUGAUUCAAACGUAAGUAGCAUAGUAGAGCGCGAUGCUUAUUUUGAUGAAAGUUACAAAAUUGCUCCUUUACCUAGAGGAGUUGCUGAGAAAAACGUUGCUGCCUUUGUAAUCAACAAUGGGUCUGGUAUCUGUAAAGCUGGCUUCGCCGAAGACGACGCUUCAAGAGCCGUAUCCUUUAUUGUUGGAGGAACUGGACAUCAAGGAGUGAUGAUGAGGAUGGAUCAAAAGGACAGUUAUGUGGGAGACGAUGCUCGAUCGAAACGUGGUAUCCUGACACUGAAGCACCAAAUUGAACAUGGUAUUGUGACUAAGUGGGGUGAUAUGGAGAAGACAUUUUACCAUGCAUUCUACGACGAGUUGCGAGCGGCAACAGAGGAACAUCCAGUGUUGUUGACAGAAGCUUCAUUGAACCCGAAAGCAAACCGUGAGAUGACACGGAUCAUGUUUGCGACUUUUAAUGCACCAGCUAUGUAUGUUGCUAUUCAAGCGGUGUUGUCACUGUAUGCGUCUGGUCGUACAACUGGUAUAGUGUUGGACUCAGGUGAGGGUGUGACUUACACAGUUCCAAUUUAUGAAGGUUAUGCAUUGCCUUAUGUUAUUUCGCGUCUGGGCCUUGCUGGUAGAGAUCUUACCGACUUUAUGAUGAAGAUCCUGACUGAGACAGAUUGCAGUUCCUCUGUUUAUUUGUGGAACAUACUUAAGCGCAAACCUCCGGACAACGUUUUGUUUUAUAGUAAGUUACUAGUUUUAGUGAGAAGGAGAACCUAUUGGGAAGCUGCGAAUGCUUUGAUUCCUGGAAGGGGCCGAAUAGCAGCAGACUAUAGGUUAGGUUUAUGGAUGUACAGGCGUACUGUUGUAAGUCCUGUGCUCCCCAUUGAUGUAGAGCAGUUAGUAAGGAGAGCCAUGACAGGAAUGUAUUCUAAGGUGUCUUUGCGUAGCUGGAGGGAUUUUGGGGGCCGGUGUAACGGAAAGAGAACGAUGAAAAUCCCUCCACAGCCUUUUUUGUUGGACAGUAUUUCCAUUUAUUUGUUUCUUCUCUUGUCAUAUAUCUUAACCUUUGUUCAGAUCUCGUUUAAGCUUUUAUUAUGUGAUUUUGAUUAGAAACUUAUCUUUUUGUUACCUAAUUUUUUAUUGCGUAUUGCCGGACUAUUGACAGUGAGGUCGUGUUUGACUAAGCUCAAGGUCACGGCGUGAUUCAGUGUGACUGUUAACCUUUUGACUGUCUGCUUGGGAGGAUUUCUGGAAUCCCUGCAGAUAGAUUUUUGAUCCCGUUUGUUGGGAAUAUAUUUGUUGAUUCUCAGGUAUCAAAUUCUUUGGUAUUGACUGUUUCUUUUAUUGUUUAGCGCACUACUUUGCGUUAGAGAAACUUCUGACUGUAUAACACAGGCUGUACCGUUUGAGGUAUUUUGUAUUUUUGAUAUAAUUUGUUCUAUUUCUUAAAUUAGAACCGUAUAAUUUGAGCACAGAAUUUGUGUUUUGAUAUAAUUUAAUACGAGUGUCUCAAAAACGCUUGGCGUGCUAUACAGAAAAUCGUAGUCUGACCUAUUCGAAUACAAUUUGGUUCGUCAGCCCUACGUUCAGCCCGAAUACUGGUAGUUCGGUCGUAACAGUUCUCAAACGAACAGUAAUUACUGGUAACAAACACUUCAAUGCCUGGCAAGCGCAACAAGCUCAGCGGAAACAUGGUGUUGGGUCAUGAAGAAAUGCAGACAGAGGUGCCUCCUGAUAUACGGCAAGUCCCUUUUGAUACAUUUUCAUGUCAUGGCUCUAAUACUAGUUUAGUUAGUAAGCAUAGUAAAAUUAGCUCUAGCAUCACCCUUGCAGAGUUAAAAGAAAAGCAGUUGAAGGAAAGACAACUAAUAGAGAUUAGAGAGUUGAAAGAUAGACAGAGGAAGCAGCUUUUAUGCCUUCAGAGAGAGUUAGGGUCAUUAAGACUAAAGGAGAACGUGUGUAGUCAAACAUCUUCUGCCUCCAACUGUGAUGACAGAGGACAGGAGUAUGUCCAAAAUUUCUCAAGCCGUUCUCGUGACCUUAGAACCAAGUCCCCAGAACGGUCAAAACGGUUAGAGCAUUCAGGAACGAAGAAAAGGGAAGUGACCUUGGCAUCUCUAAGUGUGGGUCUUGAGCUUCCAAAGGUUGAACCAAGUACUUUUGAUGGUCAACCAGCCAAAUAUUGGAAAUUUGUCAGACAAUUUGAUUUAUACGUGGUAUCAAAGGUCGAAGACGAUGGUCAACGGCUCUUAUACUUGUUACAUUAUUGUAAAGGAAAAGCUCGAGAGGCCAUAGAAGAAUGCUUAAUGCUUCCGCCAUCAUCGGGUUAUCGUAGAGCAUGCGAUAUACUAAAACGAUUGUUUGGUAGAACACACGAAGUAAGCCGGGCUUUGCUAAAUACCUUGACUGAAGGUUCCAAUAUAGAACACAACGAUGGAGAAAGUCUAUCUAGGUUAGCGAUAAAGAUGGAAAAUUGUUCUAUAGCCUUAGAACAAAUGGAUUAUUCAGUGGAUCUCAACUCUGUAGUAACUAUAGAAAGUAUAGUGAAGAAAUUGCCCACGGCUUUACAGAUGAAAUGGGCCGAAACGGUCGGAAAGAUAACGGCAAAUGGUAGAGAGCCUACUUUCGCCGAGUUAACAGAAUUUGUAUCAUAUAGAGCAGAAAUUUUACUCAGCAGAUUCGGACAGAUUGCAACAGCUAGUAAACGGGUUGUAAGCAGGGUGGCCUGUUCCACACAAGGAUUGUCGUUCGGUAAAGUUGUUAGCAAGUCACCUUGUGUUAUAUGCGGAGAAAAUCAUAGGAUUGAUAAAUGCUCCCAUUUCUCUACAUUAGCAGUCAACGAUAAGUGGGCGAAAGCAAGAGAAAAGGGUUUGUGUUUUUGUUGUCUUAGAAGGGGACACAGAUCUGUGGAUUGUAAAGAUCGCGUUGUGUGUACUAUCGAAGAUUGCCGGGAUCGGCAUCACCCAUUGUUGCAUAAACCUAUUCAAGUUCAGGGUUGUUCGAGUGAGCGGUUGAAAGAAAGUCAUUGUGGGUACACAAAGUCACUAAAAGAGGAUGUUUUUCUUGGCUUAAUCCCUGUACGCCUUAGAGCUGGGGAUAAGGAAGUUUGUGGAUAUGCGUUUCUAGACAAUGGCUCCGAUACAACUUUAAUCAAGUCCAGUACCGUACGACUUUUAGGUUUGUCGUCAGACAGUACAUCGAUUACCAUCAAAACAGUGAACGGAAAUAAGUUAACAAGAUCGAUAACCAAAGCCUUUAAAGCCUACUCUUUAGGCGGAGACGAGUGUAUAUGUAUUGAACAAGCUGUUGUAGUAGACGAUUUGCCGGUGCAUAGGCCAAGAAUACCUGUGAAGGACAGUGCCAAAAAAUGGUCACAUCUUAUGGACUUACCUUGGUUAGAAUUGGUGGGUGGUGAAGUUAUGUUGCUUAUUGGUUGUGAUGUGCCUGAAGCGCAUUGGGCCCUGGACCAAAGGUUAGGUGAAAGAAAGAGUCCUUAUGCUGUUAGAACACUGCUAGGAUGGGUUCUUUUUGGACCAGCAGGUCACAACAAACAGGAGGAAAGGAUUGUAAAUCAUAUUUCUCAAAUUGAUGCCCCUGUAGAGCAUAGCUAUGAGUUAGCUGACGACUAUUCCUCUGACAAAUCAUUGUCUCUGAAUGAUUCAAACGUAAGUAGCAUAGUAGAGCGCGAUGCUUAUUUUGAUGAAAGUUACAAAAUUGCUCCUUUACCUAGAGGAGUUGCUGAGAAAAACGUUGCUGCCUCUGUAAUCAACAAUGGGUCUGGUAUCUGUAAAGCUGGCUUCGCCGAAGACGACGCUUCAAGAGCCGUAUCCUUUAUUGUUGGAGGAACUGGACAUCAAGGAGUGAUGAUGAGGAUGGAUCAAAAGGACAGUUAUGUGGGAGACGAUGCUCGAUCGAAACGUGGUAUCCUGACACUGAAGCACCAAAUUGAACAUGGUAUUGUGACUAAGUGGGGUGAUAUGGAGAAGACAUUUUACCAUGCAUUCUACGACGAGUUGCGAGCGGCAACAGAGGAACAUCCAGUGUUGUUGACAGAAGCUUCAUUGAACCCGAAAGCAAACCGUGAGAUGACACGGAUCAUGUUUGCGACUUUUAAUGCACCAGCUAUGUAUGUUGCUAUUCAAGCGGUGUUGUCACUGUAUGCGUCUGGUCGUACAACUGGUAUAGUGUUGGACUCAGGUGAGGGUGUGACUUACACAGUUCCAAUUUAUGAAGGUUAUGCAUUGCCUUAUGUUAUUUCGCGUCUGGGCCUUGCUGGUAGAGAUCUUACCGACUUUAUGAUGAAGAUCCUGACUGAGACAGAUUGCAGUUCCUCUGUUUAUUUGUGGAACAUACUUAAGCGCAAACCUCCGGACAACGUUUUGUUUUAUAGUAAGUUACUAGUUUUAGUGAGAAGGAGAACCUAUUGGGAAGCUGCGAAUGCUUUGAUUCCUGGAAGGGGCCGAAUAGCAGCAGACUAUAGGUUAGGUUUAUGGAUGUACAGGCGUACUGUUGUAAGUCCUGUGCUCCCCAUUGAUGUAGAGCAGUUAGUAAGGAGAGCCAUGACAGGAAUGUAUUCUAAGGUGUCUUUGCGUAGCUGGAGGGAUUUUGGGGGCCGGUGUAACGGAAAGAGAACGAUGAAAAUCCCUCCACAGCCUUUUUUGUUGGACAGUAUUUCCAUUUAUUUGUUUCUUCUCUUGUCAUAUAUCUUAACCUUUGUUCAGAUCUCGUUUAAGCUUUUAUUAUGUGAUUUUGAUUAGAAACUUAUCUUUUUGUUACCUAAUUUUUUAUUGCGUAUUGCCGGACUAUUGACAGUGAGGUCGUGUUUGACUAAGCUCAAGGUCACGGCGUGAUUCAGUGUGACUGUUAACCUUUUGACUGUCUGCUUGGGAGGAUUUCUGGAAUCCCUGCAGAUAGAUUUUUGAUCCCGUUUGUUGGGAAUAUAUUUGUUGAUUCUCAGGUAUCAAAUUCUUUGGUAUUGACUGUUUCUUUUAUUGUUUAGCGCACUACUUUGCGUUAGAGAAACUUCUGACUGUAUAGCACAGGCUGUACCGUUUGAGGUAUUUUGUAUUUUUGAUAUAAUUUGUUCUAUUUCUUAAAUUAGAACCGUAUAAUUUGAGCAC